AGGCGCCGGCCGCUGCGCUGCAGAUGGCGGAAAUGGAUCCGGUAGCCGAGUUCCCCCAGCCUCCCGGUGCUGCGCGCUGGGCUGAGGUUAUGGCUCGCUUCGCGGCCAGGCUGGGCGCGCAGGGCCGGCGGGUGGUGUUGGUUACGUCAGGCGGCACCAAGGUCCCACUGGAAGCGCGGCCGGUGCGCUUCCUGGACAACUUCAGCAGCGGGCGGCGCGGUGCAACCUCGGCCGAGGCCUUCCUAGCCGCCGGCUACGGGGUCCUGUUCUUGUAUCGCGCUCGCUCUGCCUUCCCCUAUGCCCACCGCUUCCCACCCCAGACUUGGCUGUCCGCUCUGCGGCCUUCGGGCCCAGCCCUUUCGGGCUUGCUGAGCCUGGAGGCCGAGGAGAAUGCACUUCCGGGUUUUGCUGAGGCUCUGAGGAGCUACCAGGAGGCUGCGGCUGCAGGCACCUUCCUGGCAGUAGAGUUCACCACUUUGGCGGACUAUUUGCAUCUGUUGCAGGCUGCGGCCCAGGCACUCAAUCCGCUAGGUGCGUGCCCUAGGAGUACCCCUUUUGCCUGGAAGCACAGCCUUUCUUUCCAGCCACUUAUCCCCUUACCUCCUGCUUACCCACGGAUCUCAGCUGGGGAACCCGAGUUGAGAAGGAGCUGAUCCUAUAUCGUACCUCGCCGAUUUGUUAACACCUUGUGUUUCUCUUUGCAGGCCCUUCUGCGAUGUUUUACCUGGCUGCGGCUGUGUCAGAUUUCUAUGUUCCUGUCUCUGAAAUGCCUGAACACAAGAUCCAGUCAUCUGGGGGCCCACUGCAGAUAACAAUGAAGAUGGUGCCAAAACUGCUUUCUCCUUUGGUUAAAGAUUGGGCUCCCAAAGCAUUUAUAAUUUCCUUUAAGUUGGAGACUGACCCCGCCAUUGUAAUUAAUCGAGCUCGGAAGGCUUUGGAAAUUUAUCAGCAUCAAGUGGUGGUGGCUAAUAUCCUUGAGUCACGACAGUCCUUUGUGUUUAUUGUAACCAAAGACUCGGAAACCAAGUUAUUGCUAUCAGAGGAAGAAAUAGAAAAAGGCGUAGAGAUAGAAGAGAAGAUAGUGGAUAAUCUUCAGUCUCGACACACAGCUUUUAUAGGUGACAGAAACUGAAGUAAAAAGCCCUUAUAGGAUCAAAAAUUGUUCAGGGCUCUUAGAGAUGGUGAAAACUACAAAAAAAACCAUGGCUUUCAUAUGGACAGAUAAAAUGAAAGAAAGGGAAAAGGCAGUGGUGUGUAGGCAAAUAUGGUUUGGCAUUUGUCUUUUAAUGACACCUGAUAUGAUGUCAUUUUGAUUUUGAAAUUGAACACUAGAACUGUUAAUCACCUUUAAAAAGAAGAGCUUAUUGGGAAUUAUAUAUUCCUUAAAAUAUACAUGGGGGCCUGAAUGUCAGCCAUCUUUAUACUAUAGAAAAAGGAUUAUGGAUGCAUGAAUGGUCAUGCUUUGGAGAUCAAAUAUUGGUUGAAUGCCUAUGUAUGUCAGGCCCUGUGCUGAGCCAUGAGGAUUAAAAAGAUGAAUAAACAUAUCUUGUUUAGGAAAUGGAUGUAUAAAAAAAUCAAGUGCAAUAAAGUGUGUGUCCAAAAGCUGACACAAUGGAAAGGAUGUUUUGUUUUGUUUGAAAUUUAUCAAAUAUAGUAGUAGGAAAGAAGGAUACCUCCCUGAAGAUAGAUUGUAGAAUGGUGAGCUUUUCACUGCAUUUACUUUUUGCUUCUUAUUGUAGAUUCACCUCAUGUUUGGGUAAUAGUUUACAUUUCAAGUAUUUUAGGACUGCUUUUCAGUUUAACUUAAUAUGUCCUUCCACCUGGGACCAGGCAGGGGCCACUUGGUGAUCUCUGUCCUGAGGGAUGCAUUACAGUGUGGUAGAGUAUGGGCUAGAAGUCAACUUAGCCAGCUGUGCCACCUAUUAGCUUUAUAAACUUAGGCAUUUGACUUAAUCUCAGUGUCCACAUGCAUAAAAUGAGGAUAAUCUCUCUGCAAAGUAAUGCCAUUUAUUGUGAGGAUCAAAUGAAAUAGCAAAAAGAAAGCAUCAGUCUGGUGCCUAGCAUUUGAUUCACACUCACUAAAUGGUUGCAAUUAUUGUUUUUCUCACUUAGCAAAGCAGUGUUACACCACUGCCCUGCUUAAUCUUUGAAUCCUUGAGAAUCUUUGAAAAACUUUCAAUACUUCUCUUGCUGUCCUACGUUUUGGGUUUGGAGUGCACAAGUAGCAUAGUGCAAAAAAAUUCCCUAAAUGAUCUGUAGGAUAGUCCAGGUGCAAUUUGAAAAAUUAGCAUUGAUGACUAAGGUAGAAGCAGGUACUGUGUUUCACAUAAAUAUUUGACUUAAAAUACAAUUCAUGGUGUUUCAUGGAGUAGGGAAGGGUAGCCCCUGUGUCUGUCUGAUAAUAGAAGUACAAUAAAUUUAAUUGAGAAGAUUUGACAGAAA
Molecule: messenger RNA, 2442 nt
Organism: Homo sapiens (human)
Lineage: Eukaryota; Metazoa; Chordata; Mammalia; Primates; Hominidae
Gene: PPCS
Product: phosphopantothenoylcysteine synthetase
Exons: 2
Coding region: 716-1132 (138 amino acids)
Biological process (GO): coenzyme A biosynthetic process
Molecular function (GO): phosphopantothenate--cysteine ligase activity
Source: RefSeq, marked validated